Messenger RNA from Morus notabilis, 3461 nucleotides. Its product is annotated as receptor-like protein kinase. The record is from RefSeq and is a predicted model, not a curated record. The transcript is spliced from 2 exons. The coding region runs from base 1 to 3339 and encodes 1112 amino acids. Gene Ontology annotation, molecular function: ATP binding; protein binding; protein kinase activity. NCBI's taxonomy places the organism in Eukaryota, Viridiplantae, Streptophyta, Magnoliopsida, Rosales, Moraceae. Gene Ontology annotation, biological process: protein phosphorylation.
AUGGUUUGUUUGAAGAUUGGUUUGUUGAGUUCAUUUCUUCUUCUGCUGUGCUUUUCUUCUUUCAUUCCGAAAGUGUCUUGUCUGAGCUCUGAUGGGGUGGCUCUGCUGUCACUCCAGAGGCACUGGGAUUCCGUGCCUCCUUCCAUAAGCUCUUCAUGGAAUGCUUCUCAUUCCACUCCUUGCUCAUGGGUAGGAAUCGAGUGUGACAAUACCCACAAUGUGGUUUCCUUAAACCUCUCAAGUUCUGGAAUUUCUGGUCAAAUUGGACCUGAAGUUGGUCACUUGAAGCAUUUGCAGGUUCUUGAUUUGAGCAUAAACAGCUUCCAUGGCUCAAUUCCACAAGAUUUGGGAAAUUGUACUCUUCUUGAGAGCCUGUCCUUGAUUUCAAAUUCACUAACUGGAGAAAUACCCACUACCCUCAAAAGCAACUUGCAAAACUUGAGGCUUAUUGAGUUGUAUUACAAUUCUCUGUCUGGUCAAAUUCCUGAAUCCUUAUUUCAAAUUCCAAAUUUAGAAGAAUUGUAUUUGAGCUAUAACAAGUUGGGUGGCUCAAUCCCUUCGAAUGUUGGGAAUGCGAGCAGUCUUGUAAUGCUGUAUUUACAAGGCAACCGGUUAUCCGGGGCGAUCCCUUCAUCCAUUGGAAACUGUAGUGAGUUGUUGGAACUUGCCUUGGAUCAAAAUCAAUUGACCGGGCUUUUGCCGGAUAGCUUGAGGAACCUCAAGAACCUUACGUAUUUACAUGUCGGAAAUAAUCGCCUUUCGGGUAGAAUUCCUCCGGGACUAGGCGAUUGCAAGAACUUAUUGUUCUUGGAUGUGUCAUACAAUAGUUUCAGUGGAGGCCUUCCUCCGAGUUUGGGCAAUUGUAGUAGUUUGUCUGAGUUUGGUGCUGCAAGAAGUAACUUAGUGGGCAGUAUUCCAUCUUCCUUUGGCCAACUAGAUAAUCUAGAACUUCUUCAUCUUCCCGAGAACCGUUUAUUGGGGAAAAUACCAUCUGAGCUUGGGAAUUGUAGAUCCUUGAGAGAAUUACAGUUGUAUACAAACCUACUUGAGGGGGAAAUUCCCAUGGAGUUGGGAUUGCUUACUAAGUUGCAGGACCUUAGUCUGUUUAACAAUCGUUUAACUGGUGAAAUACCACUUGGUAUAUGGAAGAUUCCGACUCUUGAGCAGAUCCUUGUGUAUAAUAACAGUCUUUAUGGGGAGCUACCUCCGGAAAUGACGGACCUAAAGCAACUAAAAAAUGUUUCUUUGUUUGACAACCGAUUCUCCGGAAGCAUACCUCAGAACUUGGGAAUUAACAGCAGCUUAGAGCAGUUGGAUUUCACUAAUAAUAAGUUCCGCGGCAAAAUCCCUCCAAAUCUUUGCUUUGGAAAGCGAUUGAGAUUGCUGAAUAUGGGUCGUAAUCGUUUAGAAGGUAGCAUGCCUUCACAACUCGGAAGUUGUUUCACUCUCAGGAGGCUAAUCCUCAAGCAGAAUUACCUAACAGGGGUUCUUCCAGAGUUUUCAAAGAAUCCAAACCUUUUUUUCAUGGAUGUAAGCUUGAACAGAAUUUCCGGAUCAAUCCCAUCAAGCUUGGGAAACUGCACCAACAUUGCUUCUAUCAAUUUGUCCAUGAACAAGUUCACGGGAUCCAUACCCGCACACCUCGGGAAUCUUCUACAGCUUCAGAGUUUGAUUCUUUCUGGCAACAACUUGGUGGGUUCUUUGCCGUCUCAGCUUUCAAAUUGCACCAAGCUAGGUGAGUUUGACGUUGGAUUCAAUUCACUGAAUGGUUCCAUACCAUCGAAAUUUAGGAGCUGGACGGAGAUAACCACAUUUAGUUUGAGUGAAAACCAUUUUACUGGUGGCAUUCCAUCAUUUUUGUUCGAGUUUGGGAAGCUUUUAGUGCUAGAACUUGGUGGAAAUCCUCUCGGAGGAGAGAUUCCUGCUACUAUUGGAGCAUUUAAACAUCCUUUUCUUUUAUUGAAUCUCAGCAAUAAUGGGUUGAGAGGGAAACUUCCUUCAGAAAUUGGAAGGAUCAGCCUUGAGCGAUUGGAUAUAUCUCAUAACCACUUGACUGGAAGUUUAAAACCUCUUGGGGACAUAGUUUCAUUAUUGCAAGUCAAUGUUGCAUACAAUGAUUUCGCAGGAACUUUACCAGAAACAUUGAUAAAGUUCCUGCAUUCUUCUUCAACUUCUUUUCUGGGAAACUCCGGUUUGUGCGUCAGUUGCCUUGCAUCAAACGGUUCAAGUUGCAGCGAAAACGGCAUUUUACAGCUUUGCGCCUACCCAUCAAGCAAAGGGAACGGCUUAAGCAGAAUACAAAUUGCAAUGAUUGUCCUUGGAUCCAUUGUUGUUCUUGUUAUUAUUUCCGGGCUGCUUUUUAUGCUUUCCUUAUCCAGAAGAUCAAAGCAGAAGAUAAAGAUCUCAGCACCAGUAGGGCCAUCUUCCUUACUCAGCAAAGUGAUGGAAGCUACAGAAAAUCUGAAAGAUGGGUAUGUUAUAGGGAGAGGUGCCCAUGGUACUGUUUAUAAAGCUUCCCUUGGUCCAGAUGAAGUUUUUGCUGUAAAGAAGCUUAUGAAUGUGGGAACUAAUGGGGCAAGUCUCAGCAUGAUAAGGGAAAUUGAAACUCUAGGGAAGAUCAGGCACCGGAAUCUGGUCAAGCUGGAAGAGUUCUGGUUAAGAAAGGACUAUGGUUUAAUCUUGUAUAGGUACAUGCAAAAUGGCAGCCUACAUGAUGUUUUACACGAAAUGAAUCCACCACCAAUACUAGAGUGGAGUGUUCGCUAUAAUAUAGCUAUUGGAACUGCACAUGGACUGGCUUAUCUCCAUUUUGACUGUGAUCCUGCUAUAGUACAUCGAGACAUCAAACCGAAGAACAUACUCUUGGAUUCUGAGAUGGAGCCGCAUAUUGCUGAUUUUGGAAUCGCGAAUCUUUUGGAUCAGUCUUCCUCUUCAACACUGUCUAUCUCCGUUCUUGGAACCAUUGGAUACAUUGCACCAGAAAAUGCAUUUACAACAACAAGGAGCAAGGAGUCCGAUGUGUACAGUUAUGGGGUUGUUUUGCUUGAGCUCAUAACAAGAAAGAUGGCAGUGGAUCCGACACUAACCGAGGCAACUGAUAUUGUGAGCUGGGUUAGAUCUUUGUGGAGCAAUGCAACAGAUAUCAAUGAGAUUGUCGAUUCAGGCCUUGAAGGUGAACUGUUGGAUUCGAGAAUUGAGGAACAAGUUGUUGAUGUUCUUCUUGUGGCCUUGAGAUGUACCGAAAAGGAUCCGAGCAAACGACCCACCAUGAGAGAAGUUGUCAAUCAAUUACUAGUUAGUUGUCCUCACCGCACACAAAGCUCGAAAAGCUACUCUUAGAGGCUUCCUCUUUGAUUGCCUUAGCUUUGCUGUGGAUGUUUACCCAGUAAGUGUAGUUGUAUAUAUAGCUACUGUUUUAUGCAAUAUUGAAGAGGAACCAAUCCCUCCCAUAUUAUCUACUU